Chlamydomonas reinhardtii is the source of this 2508-nucleotide messenger RNA. RefSeq lists its product as uncharacterized. Gene Ontology annotation, cellular component: centrosome. The record is from RefSeq and is a predicted model, not a curated record. NCBI's taxonomy places the organism in Eukaryota, Viridiplantae, Chlorophyta, Chlorophyceae, Chlamydomonadales, Chlamydomonadaceae. Bases 236 to 2047 code for a protein of 603 amino acids. The transcript is spliced from 9 exons.
GUGGUCCUCCUGGCUAUAGUCGCAAUCUUUGAGAUACAGUACCUGAAGCUACGUAGUGCUUUUUGGAUAACCCAACGUUUGCCAUACAGCGACUGCUUUGACCGCAAUACACACUCAGUUGACUGUCCCCCAGAACGUGCAUUCCUUUUCCGGUGCUCUAAAACCUAUCAAACCUGCACUUAUCAUGACAGUGGCACUCUUAUAACCGGAAGGAGGCCGUUCUGGCGUGAAGGAAAUGGGCGACAUAUGCGAGACUGUUGAGGCAACAUUCCACGGUGUAGCCUACCUGCUCACCGUCUCGACGAUUGAGGGCGAGACGCUAUGCGUGGAGGUGGAGCAGAAGUCCGAUUGUUCCCGAUGGCGUGGGGACUUCACGUCGCGAUACAUCGAGGACAUCACAGCAAAGACUGGCAACUUCAAGAAGUUCCCCGUGUUCGUCAAGAUGUUGCUCUCGGCCCUUAAGCAGGCGUCUGAUAGCGUGUUUGUGGACCUGCUGACCUACCAGGACCUGGAGGUUCUGAAGAGUCGCAAAGCGGGGGGCCAGGCUCCCCCGCCACGCACCCAGCCCCCCAACAACAAGCGCUACCUCAUUAUGACCUAUGCCGCUGAGUUCGACCGCGUGCACUACCCGCUACCGCUGCUGUUCGAGGAGAACCCGGACCCGCAGCAUCUGAAGCGGAUCAUCAGCCAGCUCCGGUCGGAGGUGGAGGGGCUGCAGGUGGAGGCGGGCAAUAGGCGUGGCGGUGAGGUAUCAGCGGAGCUGCGGCGGCUGCGGGAGGAGAACGCGGCGCUGCAGCGGCAGUUGAAGCAGAUGGAGCGGAGCGGCAGUGGGGUGGGCGCUGGCGCUGAGUCCAGUGAAGCGCGGGAGCUGGCGCGGGAGCUGCGCACGGUGCGCAAGGAGCGGGAUCUGUUGCAGGCCCGCGUGGAAGCAGCUGAGGCGGAGCUGGAGCGGGAGCGGGGCUUGCACAGACGGGAGCUCCGGCGAAGAGCCAAGGAGCAGCAGGAGCUUGUGGACGAGCUGGGUCGCUGCAAGGAGCAAAUCCGGGAGCUCAAGAUGCGGAUACGGCAGCUGACGGAGGACUUAGAGGCGCGCGACCGCCGCAUGAACUCCACAGACCGGAUACGGUCCGUGUACGCGCGCGGCUCCAACGAUGGAUCUACCAGCGGCGUGGCUCCUCGGCGGCCAAGCUCAGGCGGACGCGGGCCGAGUUCCAACUAUAUGGCGCCAACACGGGGAGCGGACAGCCGCAGCAACAGCCGGGGGCGGGGCACGUCUAGCGCAGAGCGGUCCCGGCCCAACUCGGCGCCGAUCGGGGGACCACGGCCGCGCUUUGACCCCACGGAGUACGUGCGUCAGCGGAAGGAGCGCGAGUCGGCGGCAGUCGGGGGCCGGCGCAGCAAUGCGCCCACGCCGCCGCGGUCAGCGGGGACGUCCCGUGCCUCUUCCGUUGUCGGGAGUCGGCCAGCGAGCGCCGAGCGGCUUCCGCCGAUCCGGACGGCGUCACCGACCAACAGCCGCCCAUCUAGCACGGAGCGCUACCGGCCAGGGAGCGGCGGGCCGCCAGGGCGCACCAGCGCAGGCGGCUCCCGCGGCGCGGCGGACCGGGCAGGGGCGCGGGGACCUGAUCCGUACGCACCGCGGUCACGCGGCGCGUCGCCUUCUGGGCGGGCCACGGCGUGGGGCGAGCCAGGGGCAAGUGGAGGCGGCGCCGGCGGCUGGUCAAAGUUCCCGGGUGGUGGUGGCGGCGGCGUGGGCGGCAGCGGUCAGCGCAUCUCCAGCAACUCGCCACGGUCCAUGUCGCCAGCCCGGGCGCUGGCGGAGGUGAAGCAGAAGCUCAGCACCUUCGUGGCGGGGCGAGGCGGCAGCCUUCAAGGAGAUGACGCCAGCAGCGCGCAUGGCGAGCACAUGAGUCAGUCCUCCAAAUCGCAAGUGUUUGAAGAUGCCACCGCAGAGAUUGCGGACAUUGACUCGCGCUUGCAUGCGCUGCAGAACUUCCUGCGCAUGGCUAAGACCUCGUCCACUAGCACCAGCACGACACAGGCGUGAUGCAUGCAUGUAGCGGGAGUGGGUGAUACAACCGUUAGGACACGGCACGUGUGUGUGAAGCGCCCCCUGGUUUAGUUUGGUGCUGACGUGCAGCAGCCGUAUGCUGGGUGUGGUAGGGUCAGGUGUGAUGGCCACCUCGGGCAAGUUGCUGUACGUAGAGUGAGCUAGCGAGUGACCCGAUGACAUCGCACUGAGCUUCCUGACGCAGCUAGGCCCUUGUAGACACGUCGUACGGUAGUAACGCCAGUCAUUGACCGGGAGACGUGCUGACUAACCGGCAAAACGCAGUGCUCUCAGCCUCAUCGUAGAUAUCAACAGCUUGCGGAGGAGCAAUGCAUCAUGUAUGUGCGUGCAGUCUACAUGGUGCUCAAGUUGCCGUGAAACUCAAGCAAGUCUGGCACCGUGCAUCUGUGCUUCAUCCUCGCCAUCGCACAAUAAUAAAGCUGUAACGGUGCCAUAAG